Messenger RNA from Scheffersomyces amazonensis, 1331 nucleotides. RefSeq lists its product as uncharacterized. Bases 153 to 1331 code for a protein of 392 amino acids. NCBI's taxonomy places the organism in Eukaryota, Fungi, Ascomycota, Pichiomycetes, Serinales, Debaryomycetaceae. The record is from RefSeq and is a predicted model, not a curated record. The transcript has a single exon.
UUCAAUUACAAGCCAAUUACAAGAUCUUACAUAUUGAUUAAACUUAAAUUGCUAACAAGUAGAAUAUAUCAUAUUUGCUAUAAUCAUCUUCCCUAUCCUUCUAUUAUAUCAAAUCUAAUUUUGGUAGCGUCAAUUCAAUACUGAGUUCACAUAUGGCUGAAACGAAAAGUGAAAGCAAGACAGAGCCACUGCUAAAUCAUCAUCCAGAUUCUAUUGUCCCAUCUUUUACUCAAUUUUAUAAUAAUGACAGGCCUAUUACUGAGAUUAUUGAUAGCUAUGAAGAUAGCGCUGGAACCAAAUCAGAAAGAUUGGGAUUACGAAGAUUUGCUAAGGCUUGUACUAUUAGAUUUGGAGGAAUUGUUUCAAGUUUAACUCCUAACGAUGAAAGAAGUUCAGACACUCUUAAAGGUUCAGUCUAUGGGAAGUCAAAUUUGUUGGGACUCGAUUAUAAGAAGAUUCAACAGAUUGAAAAGAACCAUAAUGAAGAAAAACUUCGCUUCAUAUCUCUGAAGAAUAAUAGUAUUUAUACAAUUGAUAAUGAUAACAUUAGUAACUCGACUGUUGUGAAUCGAGGGCAAAGAACAUUAAGAGAUAAGAAGUUAUCAUUGGAAAAUAUCAAUAAGGAUAGGAGAUCAGCCAUCGACAAUAAAGUGCUUAAUACUAAGAAGAGCUUUGACAACUUAAAAAGCAGAGUCAUAUUAAUAAAGCAUUUACCCAGUGAUGCUAGUUUGAGUUCAAUUCUUGGUCAAGUAUGUGGAGGUCCCUUAGAACGCUUUGUUUUCAAAACUCUGAAUGAUAAAGAUAAUAAUUAUAUUGAAUUACAUUUUGUGUUUGUUGAUCAUGCAAUGAAUUUUUAUCAAUAUAGUAAAUGUGGACUCUUUCUUGUCAACAAUGUUCAUCCAAUCACUGAAUUUGCAAAUAGAUUCAAUAGUGACGAACUUGAAGUAUUUCAUCCUAUAAUCUCCAAAUCACUUUUAUAUCAUAUCACUCAUGAUGGAUCAAGAAGAAUUUUGAUAUUUGCUAAAACCAUUUAUAGAAAAGGUUGGGAGUUUUUAAAUGAUUACAGAUUUCCUGAACCAUACUCUCAUUUCUCAUUUGGAUUAGAUAUGGAAAAUAUCAAAAGAGAUUUCUCUGUAUUUGGAGAGAUCAAUGAAGUUGGAGCUGUUGUUUCAAGGAAAUUAUGUUUUAGUUUACAUUUUACUGAUAUAAGAUCAGCAAUUAAUGCUAAGAGAGAAUGUGAAAUUGAAGGUACUGAGUUCAAUAAAAAAUAUCAAGAAUGGACUAUAUUGUAUGGAAAAGAUAUUACUGAUAGACCAUGCUACAAACUCUAG